AUGAACAAUUUGGGCGCCGGUGGUCAAGCUGAGCCAUACGUUAUCAAUGCUGUGAACGUCAUCACAUUCGUAAUUAUGAUUGUGCUGUCACCGCUGGCGAGCAUGGUCGGGAACUUGAUUGGUAUGAAGUGGAUUGUCGUCAUCGGAACUCUGGGCUAUGUACCGUACUCCGCUGCGCUCUAUUUCAGCAUUUGGAUGGCUCUUGGGAAGCUCGGGUCCAUCAUCGCCACCGCGAUUCAACUUGCCAUCAACAAAGACAGCGACACGACCGGCGUCAUCUCACCUUCGACUUACCUGGUCCUCGUUGCAAUUCAAUGCUUAGGAUUGCCACUUUCACUAUUGUUGGCACCGCCCGACAAGCUGAUCCGCAAAGACGGGAAGAAGCCCAUCUUUGCCAACUCUCAGCGAACAUUCAAGACACAAGCUAGGGGCUUCCUUGCGCAGUUCAAACGAAAGGAGAUCUUGCUUCUCAUCCCAGCCUUCAUCACCGCACAGUGGGGCGUCACGUACCAAGGUAAUUACAUGGCUGCAUACUUCACCGUUCGCGCUCGUACCCUUGCGGGUUUCAUCAUUGCCGUUGUCGGCGCGAUAUCAAAUGUUCUUGCAGGGUGGUGGCUUGAUUCAAAUCACUUGAAGAGAACUACCCAAGCACGUUGGAGUUGGUAUUUCUUGUUGGCUCUCUUCACACUGGUUUGGGUCUGGAAUCUGGUCGUUCAGGAGAGAUGGGCGAGAAAGAGUCCUGGUGAGAUUGAUUGGGUCAGUGAGAGCUUCGGCGAGGGAGUUGCAAUCUUCAUUCUCUAUCGCAUUGCCUAUGAGACUGUCGGCGUAUGGCUCUACUGGACUCUCGGGACCUUCGACGUUGAAGCGGACACCAUUGCUUUGUCGAUGGGUGUCCUUCGCUCUGGAGAAUCGUUGGGGUCGGCUCUGGCCUAUGCCGUUGGCUCCAUCCGCAGCGCCUCUUUGAUGACGAACUUGGUCAUAUCUGUAGUCGUAUUUUACGUAGGGGCACCAGCGACGACAUGGGCUGCCCUCCUUGUCAAGGACCGACUUCUAGGUGAAGUAUCUGGCCUGGACAGCGACGUAGAUACCUCGGAUUCGAACGUAGCCGAGCAAUCUGACGCGGAGCAGAUUCAAGUCAACUCCACGUCGAAAGCAUGA
Messenger RNA from Colletotrichum fioriniae, 1158 nucleotides. The record is from RefSeq and is a predicted model, not a curated record. NCBI's taxonomy places the organism in Eukaryota, Fungi, Ascomycota, Sordariomycetes, Glomerellales, Glomerellaceae.